GUCGAAAACCCUAAUGCUACUUAUAGUUAUGAGCAUAAGGACUGCAACAAAUAUAUCACAAAUCCAUUUUACAAAAAUGGAUCUUAUUACAAUGGAGAUUUUUCAAUCCCAUUUGAAAAUAAUUACAAAUUGGUAUUAAGCUUAUCAAAUAACACAAAAUAUGGAAAGCAUGGCGAACAAUCGAUUACUUUUCAAUUUCAAUUUAUGGACCAAAAUGUGAAUUUAAAUGCUAGUUUUUUUGACUGA
Messenger RNA from Racocetra fulgida, 246 nucleotides. The record is from the annotation of a GenBank genome assembly. NCBI's taxonomy places the organism in Eukaryota, Fungi, Glomeromycota, Glomeromycetes, Diversisporales, Gigasporaceae.